Messenger RNA from Hirsutella rhossiliensis, 2742 nucleotides. RefSeq names its product zinc finger, ZZ type domain-containing protein. The record is from RefSeq and is a predicted model, not a curated record. Gene Ontology annotation, molecular function: zinc ion binding; calcium ion binding. Bases 1 to 2742 code for a protein of 913 amino acids. The transcript has a single exon. Gene Ontology annotation, cellular component: membrane; intracellular membrane-bounded organelle; cytosol. NCBI's taxonomy places the organism in Eukaryota, Fungi, Ascomycota, Sordariomycetes, Hypocreales, Ophiocordycipitaceae.
AUGUGGCUGUCGACUCCCUCGACCGAGGCGCUAACGCGACCGCGACUGGCCGUGGCCGUUGUGUCUGCCGUGGCCGCCGUCUCCGUGGGAUACUUGGCCUACCAGUCCCGCCGAGCCCAGCCUCUACCCGAUGGCCCCUCGGGAGGCAGCCUGCAACGAAGCAACGCCAUCCGACGAACGCCGCGCCGAUCGCGAAGGAACAACCCCACCUCCAGCUCCUCGUCAGAAGCGCCCGGCGACGAGAAUGUCGAGGCCAGCAACCCCCUUGCCGCCGACGCAGAGACGGUGGCCGACGUCGCGGCCCAAGAGUGGUGGAACGACCCUGCCGGCUUCCCGCCCUCUCAGCGCGCAGGCCACAACAUUGUGAACCUGCUCUUUCGCGUCUCCGAGGACAACGCGCGACGAACCGGCUGUGUCCACCGAGGAUGCCAAUGUAAUGCAUGUGGCAUGGUGCCCAUUCGCGGAGUGCGAUAUCGAUGCGCCAACUGCGCCGACUUUGACCUGUGCGAGACGUGUGAGGCCCAGGGCGUCCACAUCAAGACGCACAUCUUUUACAAGAUCAGGGUCCCCGCCCCGCCCUUUGGCCCCAGACAGAUGCAGCCCGUCUGGUACACUGGCGACCCCGACUCGAUUCGCCGCAACCUGCCUAAGGGGCUGAUUGCCAAGCUGACGCGAGACACGGGCUUUGAGCGGCCCGAGCUCGAGGCCUUUUGGGAGCAGUGGACAUUCAUGGCAAACAGCGAGUGGAGGGAGGACCCGGACGACCUGGGCGUCGCCAUGGACCGACAGACGUUUGAGCGCUGCCUGGUGCCCACCGGCGGCUCGCGCCACGCCGCCCCAAACCUCAUCCAUGAUCGCAUGUUCUCCUUUUAUGACUCCAACCACGACGGCCUCAUUGGCUUCUCCGAAUUCCUGCACGGUCUAUCCUACCGCAAGCGCAAGGACAAGCUGCGCAAAGUCUUUGAGGGCUACGACAUUGACGGCGACGGUUUCGUUAAUAGACGAGACUUUCUCCGCAUGUUUCGCGCCUACUAUGUACUCUACAAGCAGAUGCACAAGGACAUCCUUGAAGGACUCGAGGACCAGCUUCGCGCCACCAUCGAGGCCCAGACCGUCGUGGGCACUCGCCUGCCAAUCUCCAGCCUCUUUGGUAGAGAGGGCAGACUCCCCCCAGGCGACGGCACCAUGCGCUUCGAGGGGAAAACGUGUCAUGGCGACGGAAGCAUCGACGUCGAUGACGGCUAUCACGACGCCAUUGUCGACAAUCGCGGGGACACGGCGACCCGCGAAGACAUCUUGACGAGCCUGUUUGCAUAUGAGACCUAUCAACGGCCGCGCCGCCGCUUCGUUGCCCGGAGAGACACGGACACCAACUGGCGCACGGUGCGGCGCCUGAGCGGCUCUGAGACGGACCGGACGUACUGGGUUACUCUCCUGGAACCGCCCGCCACUCUGGAUGAGCUGCCCGGCAUCUUGACCGGAACUAACAACCCGGAGAUGGAGGAGACCGACGACGAAGUGGACGAACAGGCUGAUGAGGAUGUCCAGGAGGACGAGCAUGAAGACGGUAAUGACCAAUCCCAGCGGGACUCCGCUGCCGCCGCCGGCACGUUGCGAACAGACAGCGAGCGUCGGGCCAGGAUGCUUUCGCAAGCCCGCCGCAAGGCACCAAAGUUGGAGAAGCGGCGCCGAGACAUGGCGCGAAACCAGCUUCACGAGAGGUGGAAAAGGCGUCAAUUCUACCUCGACGAGGAAGAGGGCGGCUUGGCUCCGGACGAGUGGGACAACGACGAGGACAUCCUCGCGAAACUCAACAGGGCAGUCGAAGAUGCACAGGCGGCCGACCAGCAAGCCGCCGCACCGGCACGCUCACGUUCAAGCUCCAAGGUUCGGUUUGCAGGAGAAGUAGAUGACUAUGACACGCGGUCUAACCCGUCUACAUCGUCGCGCAGCGUGCCCGAGCGCUGGGGAGGGAUGGAAAUACCCAAUGCCGAACGGGACGCCGGCAAGGAGAUCCUCUACCAGGUGACGCAGCAAGCCUUCAAUGAGCUGCUCGACACAAUUUUCAAGUCGGCAGAGGACUUGGCAGUUGAGGCCGCCGAGACCAAGGAGCAACGGGAGAGGCACAAGGCCGAGAUCGAGGCCAUCGAGCUUGACGAUGAAAAAGAGCGAGGCGCGAAGAGGCCUGAUGAGGAGGGGCAUCAGAGUCCCCGCUCCGAAGAGGCUGUUCACGGCAAAUCCAUUGAGGAUCCGGACGAAGUCCCGGAAGAUGGGCUGUCCGAGGAUGACUACGCGGCUGUGACGGAUGAGCCACGGCAUGCGGUUGAGCUCCAUCACUCGAUCAACCUCUCCGACUUUACGAUACCAUCGGAAUCGUCUGUCACCGGAGACGACGAGCUGGGGGAAUAUCGCGACCCGACGCUGCCCCAGUUCCGCCCCAACAGCUGGCCGGCUGCCAACCACAGCUCGAGCUCUCGACGAUCUUACUCGGCAGACGUGACGCUGGACGACGUCAGCGACCAAGACUGGCAGCAUCCGUCGGACUCGUCGACGGUCAGCGAGCCAGCCAUGGAAACGCUGCGGCGGUGGAAGCUGCUCAACGUGGCCGAGGCCAAGGCGGCCGAGAGAGGCGGCUGGGGACGGCUUGGCUUUGAGGAGUUUGAGACGAUUUACAAGAACCAGGAGGACAUGGGCAACAGGCUCGACUACCUUGGCAGCUGGAUCGACUUUUGCAUCCCCUAG